AUGAUGAAAGGCUAUUUGGCACCAUACAAGGGGAUAUCAUACCAUCUUCAGGAAUUUCGAAGGAGAGGUGGAAGCCCUAGAACUAGACAUGAAAAAUUUAAUCAUGCUCACUCAUCUCUUCGAUGUACGAUUGAGCGCACUUUUGGUGUGUGGAAGAAUAAAUGGAGAAUUAUCAGAAACAUGCCAUCUUUUCCAUUCCAUAUCCAAAUACUUAUUGUGUCUGCUACUAUGGCUCUUUAUAAUUUUGUUAGACUAAAUGAUAGGGAUGAUAGGAGCUUCAUAAACGCCAAUCGAGAUUCAAUUUCUAGAAGAGAACAUAAUAGUGAAGCAGGUAGCAGUUCUGAGCAGAACUCAGGAACUUUAACAAACCCUGCGAUGGUGGUUCUUCGUGAUUCUAUUGCUGAUUCCAUUUGGGGGGAUAACCAUUAG
Molecule: messenger RNA, 429 nt
Organism: Quercus robur (English oak)
Lineage: Eukaryota; Viridiplantae; Streptophyta; Magnoliopsida; Fagales; Fagaceae
Exons: 1
Coding region: 1-429 (142 amino acids)
Source: RefSeq, a predicted model, not a curated record